Hypoxylon trugodes is the source of this 1355-nucleotide messenger RNA. Its product is annotated as acyl-CoA N-acyltransferase. The transcript is spliced from 2 exons. NCBI's taxonomy places the organism in Eukaryota, Fungi, Ascomycota, Sordariomycetes, Xylariales, Hypoxylaceae. Gene Ontology annotation, molecular function: acyltransferase activity, transferring groups other than amino-acyl groups. The coding region runs from base 396 to 968 and encodes 190 amino acids. The record is from RefSeq and is a predicted model, not a curated record.
GUGGAAGAGUUGCACCAAAGGGACAUGACUAUGAAUUUCAUAAGAUUUAAUGCGUUCGAAAUAUCACUAACAAUGUGUAGUUUUAAAACUUCGCCUCGAUGAAAUUUAUACAGCAGGUGGGUAUUAUAUCUAGAUUCGUUGCUAUAUUUCUCGUAUCUUAACACCAAGAAUAUUCGGUAGUUAGAAUAUCUCACCAACCUUACCCGAAUAGGAGUGAGUCAGACCAGCAUGCAGGAGCUGAAUGCCGUAUCCGUUUUCGCAGUACCUUAUCUAAACAGCACGACUUAAGAGUGCUAGUCGUUUCUUUCUUUACAACUUCAUCUUUACCACCAGCGUCCUUUUUCAAGCAUACUUCUUUUUCUCGUGCCAUCGACUCGCAUUAGCCGAAAUUCACUAUGGCUACCGCUACCCUCCAAACAAUCCCUACCCCAAUCGUCACAACGGACAAAUGCUUCAUACGGGCUUAUGCCCCUAGCGAUGCCGCACCCAUGGCGGCAGCGGCAAACCAUCCCGAGAUCGUUGCCUACAUGCGCAACCGCUUCCCUCACCCUUAUACAUUGGAGAGCUCCGAAUUCUGGAUCAACUUCUCUAUAAAUGCUACUCCCAUAGUAAACUUCGGCAUCUUCAACCUAGAUGGGACCUUCGCGGGCGGUAUAGGCUUAACGCCUGGUCAGGAUAUCGAAUCCCGUACCUGGGAGGUCGGCUACUGGGUUGCUAUGGAUUUCUGGGGCAAGGGUAUCGCGACGAGCGCUCUUAUGGGAUUUUCGGAAUGGGCCUUUAAGGAGUUUCCCGAGCUUAUCAGGCUGGAGGCCGGUGUCUUUGAUGGCAAUUUUGGGAGUAUGAAAGUGCUGGAGCGAGUGGGUUAUACGAAAGAGGGAGUAAGGAGGAAAGCUAUCUAUAAAUACGGGAAAUCCGUUGACCAAGUACUAUACAGCUUGCUUAGGGAGGACCUAGAAAAAUUGGAGUGAAUUUGAAUACCUGCUUAGGUAUUUAUCACCCCUACAAGCUGUUUGAAGCGGACUCCAUUGUAGCCUCUAAUAUCGUUCAAGCACUACUUUAUCGAAAAGUUGCAGGAACCUGGCGACGGGAUUAAUGGGAAGAGCUAUUGGGCUGGCCAUUGACUGGGAAUGAAUCCGAUACCUAGGCUCAUCUACGUCUAACUAGGGGAUUUUACAAGUUGAUUCAUAUUAGUUCCGAGGCGAUGAUUGCUCCUAUUAGUUUUCUGGCGUGGUACCUAAAUGUGUAUGCUAAAUGUUCUCUGGUGAGUUGUUAUAUAAGGGCUCGCUGUGUAUUCGUUCGUCCUAGUUCAAGCCUCGUUAGAUACUCACUAACCCUUACCAAGUACUUAGGUAGUA